AUGUCAGAAUCCAUACCAUCUCGCCCCGAAAACCCAGAAACGACGCGAGUCAUUAUCGUCGGUGCAGGCCUCGGAGGCCUCGCCUGCGCUAUGGCUAUGCACUACGCGGGCUUCGAAGUCAUCGUAUUCGAAAAAGUGCGCGAAUUCCUACGUCUCGGAGACUCACUCGGUCUAGGGGAGAAUGCGCUCAAGCUUCUAAAACGUUGGGGUUUGUAUGAAGAGUUGAUUGCAAUUGGGAAUAAGAAUCCUGUUAUGAACAUUCGUCGCUGGGAUGAUGGGAAGAUCAUGGCGACGCAGCCACUUAUGGAUAUGGCGGGCUACAUCGGACACCGAGGCGAUUACCACGUCGCAUUCAUCAACCGAGUAAAGCAGCUCGGAAUACCAAUCAACAUGGGUCACGAGAUAGUUUCUUUCGACGAAGAUGCACCAAGUGUCACGCUCAAAGACGGAAGAACAUUCUACGCAGACUUGAUCGUUGGGGCCGACGGCAUCAAGUCCAGGGCUCGAGAACUCGUACUCGGUUUCAGCGAUGCGCCCAAGAGUUCUGGAUAUGCAUGCUACCGUGCAUACUUCAAGGGUGAGAUCCUCAAGGAUGUCCCGGCAUGCCAGGAGUACUUGAAGCAGGAUUGCGUAAAUAUAUGGAUUGGCGAAGACAAACAUCUCGUCCAGAAUACGCUACGUGACGGAGAAGAGUUCAACUGGAUUAUCACCCACAAAGAUACCGCAGACAUUCAAGAAAGUUGGUUUCAGCCCGGUAACAUGGAUGAUGUGCGCGAACUUGUACAAGGUUGGGACGAAUCGAUUGCAUCAGCGGUUAGAGCCACACCUAGUUGCCUAGAUUGGAAGAUUUGUUAUAGAGCCCCGUUGCCAACGUGGGUGAGUAAGAGUAGUAAGAUCGCUUUGUUGGGUGACAGUUGUCAUCCCCAUCUUCCAACAAGUGCGCAAGGAGCUUCACAGGCUACAGAGAGCUCGGCAGUGUUGGCGCUGUGUAUGAAGUUGGCUGGAAAGGGCAAUGUUCCAUUAGCAACUAGGGUAUACGAGAAACUGCGGUUCGAUCGAGUGCGACAGUCGCAGCUAUCUGGCGAAGAUCUGAGGAACAGAUGGCACAAUGCUCUGAAGCAUAUGGAUGACGGUACAGAAUUCGACCCAGAUGACAUAAAGAUUAAGAAUCGAUGGCUAUAUCCGUACGACGCUGAGGAGGAUACGAAAGCCCGAUGGGGUGAAGUCAGCUCAAAAGUACAACAGGAGCUCGACUCGGGCGAAAUAACUCCUCUCUUUGGCGAAGAUGGUCCUACUCGGGUUUUAACUGUACGAGACGCAUAUGGAAAGGUCAAGGAUGUACCACCAAGCCAGAGCUCAUUACUUACCUCCAGUUUGACUGUUUAA
Talaromyces marneffei is the source of this 1386-nucleotide messenger RNA. RefSeq lists its product as uncharacterized. NCBI's taxonomy places the organism in Eukaryota, Fungi, Ascomycota, Eurotiomycetes, Eurotiales, Trichocomaceae. Gene Ontology annotation, biological process: secondary metabolite biosynthetic process. The coding region runs from base 1 to 1386 and encodes 461 amino acids. Gene Ontology annotation, molecular function: FAD binding; monooxygenase activity. The transcript has 4 exons. The record is from RefSeq and is a predicted model, not a curated record.